Malassezia globosa CBS 7966 is the source of this 2760-nucleotide messenger RNA. RefSeq lists its product as uncharacterized. Lineage: Eukaryota; Fungi; Basidiomycota; Malasseziomycetes; Malasseziales; Malasseziaceae. Bases 1 to 2760 code for a protein of 919 amino acids. Gene Ontology annotation, cellular component: site of double-strand break; nucleus. Gene Ontology annotation, biological process: proteasome-mediated ubiquitin-dependent protein catabolic process; DNA repair. The record is from RefSeq and is a predicted model, not a curated record. Gene Ontology annotation, molecular function: protein binding; nucleic acid binding. The transcript has a single exon.
AUGCCAGUGCUUACAUUCUAUGCGAUUGACGAGUCGAAGCAAGCGCUUCGCCCUCUCCCUUGGCAUGAACCGCGCGUCGCGCCGUCGCAAACCAACACACGAAAAAUGCGUCGCACGGAUGGUGAUGCUACAUACCACGUCCCUUUACCGGAAGAGGAUGCCUACGGAGCGCACUAUCUAUUGGCUACUCCCGCGUAUGCGGGUGGCGGUGUUCUUGUGUUUUGUGAACACGUCAUCUUCUUCGUGCCACGUCCAAGUGAUCGCCGCCGCGGGAAGACACGAGCUGAGUCACGACGUGCUCGUUAUCAGGAAAUUCGAAUGGACCGAGGCAUGCAUGUGGAAUCAGCCACUUGUUUGCUGUCGCAUCAUCACGACGAGCUGCACUUUCGCGUGUUGUUAAGUACCACGCGUGGUUCUAUGUACAUAUUGACUGUCUCAUCUUCUACAAAUGCUUGGGAGACCAUUCAUAUGCACUUGUUGCGCCUUCAAAUGAGCUCAGUGGCUACAAGCCCGCAGGGACUUUCCUCUUUGGGCGAAGACUUUGUGUUUCUUGCGAGUACGACAGGCGACUCCGUCCUUUGGCACGUGGAUUCGUCACCUUCACUGCAUGAGGUAUAUCGAUGGCCGAGCACAGCACCAAUUGUCGAUAUGGUGCUCGAUAACUCCAGCGUCAUGGAUCGCAUCAUCACUGCUAGUGGUGCCGGUCCUACUAGCAGCUUGAGAGCCAUAAUGUACAAGGCACUCACUAGCACAUUAUUUAUCAAACCAAUGGAUCUAGUGAGCGUCUACGCGUUAGAAUCUGCUCUCGUUCUUGUGCAUCGAAACUCGGCUUCUAUCGUGCAGCUCAAUGAGCAUGAAGACCCCACACAAAUCUCCAUUGUGCAUGAUGCUCGUGUCUUGCAUGCUGGCAUGUUAGCGGGCUUGUACCUUGUCGCAACCUCGAAAGACAUCCGCACUUAUGGACGUGGUAAAACAGUUUGGACAGCUCCCGACGAAAUCUCAGCCUGCCACGUAUUAGAUGAUAAACAUGUGGUAAUAGGUCUCGUAACACCACAGCUGCUUGUCUUGCACCACGAUCAUCACAACUGGUCAAUUCUUCAUUCGUUACGAACUCAUGCACCGAUUUCAUGCCUAUUUGGCUGCGCCUCCGCUAUAGUCGCGGGGUUCUGGGAUCGCACGGUGCAAAAGUACGUUUGGCCUUCCAUGGAAGGUGAUCCAAUCCAUAUUGCAUGCACGUCGCUUCCCACAUCUAUUCUUCAACAUGCAUUCACGCCUCACGGCGAAAACCAUACCGUGGUGGGCUAUGCUGAUGGCCAUGUUGACGUGUAUAAUGAUCAAGACAAAAUCGUGCAUACGUGCCAGGUAGGUACAGAACCGAUUCACUUGACCACUGCACCACUUUCCAUGAUGGAGCUGCCAAACACGCACGCUAUUGUAGCAUCGGGCUCCUAUACCUGCUUCCUAUACCCUCAAGACUCUGCGUUCCGUGCAAGUAUAUGGCUUAUUGAACAUGUGCGUGCAGCAGCGUGUGUAGACGCCAGCAGCCAGGCAUUGACCAUGGUGUGUGCCACACAGUUCGGCUUGGAGGUGCAUGCCAUUCAUACGCUACAUCAUCUAGACAUUCAGAGCUUGUCGUUGAAAGGACAACAGCCCACAUCCAUCGCAAGCUUUGGUCCUUAUAUCGUUCUCACGACAUGGCCUAUGCAUGCGUGGGAGCAUCACGAACGUGGACUGAGCACGAUCCGCGUCAUGACAAAAGCAGGGCUCAAACAAGUCACAUCCCAUUCCCUCCACGCCUAUGAGCGGCCCAACAGUGCGUGUGUGAAGAAAUUUUACAACACGCCAUACAUUGUCGUUGGGACUGGGUUUUAUGUAGGCGGCCGAGACUCAACAUCCAGUGGUCGCCUCAUCGGUUACACAUGGUCGACGCCCUUGUCAAAGUUGCAGCUUAUCUGGUCGUGCGAUGUGCCUGGCCAUGUCUAUGGAGUGACAGAUGUACCAGGCUCGUAUCUUGUUGCAGCUGUCGAUGCACAAGUACAUACAUAUGCGCUAUGCGAUGGAAAGCUGAAGCUUUGCGAUCGAUGGGGCUGUGCCUUCCUUGCGACGUGCCUCACAUCGCAAGGAUCGACUGUCGUGGUGGGAGACGCCAUGCACUCCCUUACGGUCCUGCAAGUCGAUCCCAAAGGACAGCUGCAUGAAAUCGCUCGCGAUGUCGAUCCAUAUUGGACAACGGCUGUAGGCGUAUUGAGUACCGAGCAACAGCAGUACAUCGGCACAGACAUUGCGAUGAACAUGUUUGUUGCUGAGCGCGUGCACCAAACGGAUGGAACUGAUCCAUGGAGUCAUGUGAUGCAUCGAGCGACGGCAUUCCACCACGGCGACAUGGUGAAUACAAUCCAAAGCGUGGCUGACGGCCGUAUCCUGUUUGGUACGGCCUCAGGCUCCGUUGGUACGCUGAUGUACGUGCCUGAUGAAACGGCAUCCAUGCUCUGGUGCGUUCAAGAGGCUUUGUCGCAUCAAAGACAUGCGCAUGGCGACCUUUCAUGGGAGUCUUGGCGUACGCUUCGCACAGACAUGCAGAUAUGCGCACCGCGCCAUGUAUUAGAUGCUGAGCUGCUCACAACAUUUUUUACGUGUGAAUCGCGUACUGGCAUAGUUGGCAUGGCACGACACACUGCUCGCGAACUUGGCUGGAAACAUGAGCACUUUGAUGAGGCAACGAUUGCACAUGCCCUUCGUGCACUACAACUGAAAUGCUGA